Molecule: messenger RNA, 875 nt
Organism: Medicago truncatula (barrel medic)
Lineage: Eukaryota; Viridiplantae; Streptophyta; Magnoliopsida; Fabales; Fabaceae
Product: magnesium-dependent phosphatase 1
Exons: 3
Coding region: 43-636 (197 amino acids)
Molecular function (GO): acid phosphatase activity
Source: RefSeq, a predicted model, not a curated record
GAAAAUUUAUAUCGCUCAAUCAAAUUAAUCGUUGGGGGAGAAAUGGGAGAGUCUUCAGAGAAGGCGAAGUCAGAAGCAGUGAAGAUAAUCGAAUCAUUCGAAGUUGUUCCAAAACUCGUUGUUUUCGAUCUCGAUUACACUCUCUGGCCUUUCUACUGCGAGUGUCGAUCGAAGCGCGAAUCUCCUUCUCUCUAUCCUCACGCCAUGGGAAUCUUGUUGGCUCUUAAACACAAAGGAAUCGAUAUUGCAAUCGCUUCUCGAUCUCCAACUGCAGAUAUUGCGAAAGCUUUUAUUAAUAAACUGGGAAUCACUUCGUUCUUUGUGGCUCAGGAAAUAUAUUCGAGUUGGACUCAUAAAACGGAUCAUUUCCAGAAAAUUCAUUCUGCUACCGGAGUUCCAUUUAGCUCUAUGCUCUUUUUUGAUGAUGAGAAUAGGAACAUCCAAACGGUCUCUAAAAUGGGAGUGACUAGCAUUUUGGUUGAUAAUGGGGUAAAUCUUGGAGCCUUAUCUCAAGGUCUUACACAGUUUUCUCGAAACUGGAAUACAUCACAGAAGAACAAGCAGAAAUGGCUAUCCGAUUAUUCUAAGAAGCCAGAUACUUCCAACCCUGCCCCAUCAAAUUCAGCGUCCAAGUAAAAAAAUUCUUUGGAUUUUAUUCAAAAUCUAAUUCAUUGAUGAAUUUGAAUAUAUGUUGUAUAAUUGUCAUGAAAGUCCUACUUGAAUUGUAGUCUCAUUCAAAUUACUGACGGCCAAACAUGUUACCUCUGUCGUGUAUAAUUAUUAAUUGUGCACGUGUCUCAUCUUAAUUCACCUUGAUAUUCAUGUAUGAAGAGCCCUGUUUUCUAUAAUCAUACUAGUUUAUAGCUUUUCUUUUC